This is a messenger RNA of Strongylocentrotus purpuratus (purple sea urchin), 1869 nucleotides long. Its product is annotated as G-protein coupled receptor GRL101-like. Gene Ontology annotation, molecular function: protein-hormone receptor activity; G protein-coupled receptor activity; protein binding. The transcript has 10 exons. Lineage: Eukaryota; Metazoa; Echinodermata; Echinoidea; Camarodonta; Strongylocentrotidae. The coding region runs from base 1 to 1869 and encodes 622 amino acids. Gene Ontology annotation, biological process: G protein-coupled receptor signaling pathway. Gene Ontology annotation, cellular component: membrane. The record is from RefSeq and is a predicted model, not a curated record.
AUGAAUCCGAGUGUGGUGACUUAUAGCACUUCGGGUGACGCCUGCGAUUUGGCUACAGAUAUCACGUGCAGUAACGGAGCAUGCGCGUCACACACAACACGGUGUCUUCAUGAACUAGAUGAAUAUGGCUUCUUCACCGGAUGUCGUGACGUCACACAUUUAAGAGCCUGUGGUAAUUUUGAGUGUCCAGAGUCAUACCUGAAGUGCCCCUCUUCUUACUGCAUCCCCCUCCGAUAUCGAUGCGACGGAAAAAUGGAUUGCCCCUCCGGAGAAGAUGAAGCCUUUUGCGGUCAAUGCCCCCAAGGCUGUGAGUGUGAUGCUCUAUCCUACUCCUGUCGCCCGGACCAGGUGGAUCUAAGGCUCCUUCCCCGCCAGCUCAGAAAAUUGAAUCUGGCGAGGAACAGUAUUCGCAGUCUUUUUCGAAGUACUUUUGAUGGUCUCCAUCGUAUGAAAACGCUAAACCUUUCAGGAAAUCCUCUCACAGUUGUCGAGGCGGGAGCAUUCGGGAAUCUUACCCUUCUUCAAGAAUUGGAUCUUCGUGGGACCGCCAUCACCGUUACAACAGACACGGGACGUGAUGUGUUCCACGGAUUGGGGAACCUACGGAAAAUACAUGCUGAUCGUUACGUCUUUUGUUGUCUCGCUGGAUUGGUGGAUUCGGUCGGAUGCAAUGCACCACGUGAUCAAUUCUCAUCAUGCGAAGAACUCAUGGCCAAUGGAGUUCUACGGAUUUUCAUCUGGAUUCUAGGAGGCAGUGCUUUCAUCGGAAACGGGUUCGUCUUCGCAUACAGGGUAUUCAACCAAAAGAAAGACAGAAAAACCAUUGUUCAGUCCAGUUUCAUCACGAAUUUGGCCGUUUCUGAUUUUAUGAUGGGUCUGUACAUGAUCACAAUUGCAUCUGCAGAUAUCUACUACAGAGGAAACUAUGCCUUGCAUGCUGAUGAAUGGCAGUCUAGCGCCCUCUGCAAGGUGGCGGGGAUGCUUUCGGUCAUAUCAAGUGAGGCUUCUGUCAUGUUUAUCAUGAUGAUCAGUGUUGACCGGUGUAUUCACAUCCUUCUCCCCUUCAAACAAGGACUCCAUCUUUCUCCCACGGCUGCUCGAUGUUCUCAGCUAAUCAUCUGGUGCAUCGGGACUCUGGUUAGCGUCCUACCUGUGGUAAUCCCAGCGUACAGCAAAGGUAACUUCUACGGACAGUCCGGGGUCUGUUUGGCCCUGCCUCUGACGGUUGAUCGUCCUGCAGGAUGGCAUUACUCAAUCUCCUUGUUCAUUGGAGCCAAUUUUGUAGCCUUCCUUGUGACUCUGCUCUGUUACCUGGCCAUGUACAUCCGCUAUCAACAGUCCAAACAGAUGCUUGCUCAGACAGGUAAAGGUUCCAGAGAUGACAAAAGACUGACUGAAGAUAUCAAGUUGGCUUGGAAGAUGUCACUGAUUGUCGGAACGGAUCUUAUUUGCUGGUUCCCGAUCAUCGUCAUGGGUCUCUUAUCAGCGGCAGGGGAACUUACUAUAUCGGCUCAGGUGUAUGCCUGGACUGCUGUUUUCGUCCUCCCUGUCAACUCGUCUCUCAACCCUUACCUCUAUACACUCUCUAGUUUGCAUGGGAAGAAACAGAAGGUCAAGAAAUCUGCCGAGUCAGCUACAGAAGAAAAUAAAACGAUGGAGAGCAGCUUUGGGGAUGGAGACGGCUGUUCUACGGCUGAAGCUACUAAUCGGCCCGUCCUGGUAGCGCAGCACCUUGAACACUGGUUAAAAAGUGUAUCUCGUGACUUGACCCGACAAGAACUUGAGGUCAUCCGACGAGACAUUAACCAAUCACAUGCUCUCUUGAGAAACGCUGGCAACACCGUGGAUGGAUGUUUAAAGAAUAUGUAG